AUGACCCCAGGGAACAGCAGUGAUGCCCUGGCCUUCCUGCUGGUAGGCAUUCCCGGGCUGGCUGAUCUCCACCGCUGUUUUUUCAUUCCUUUCUGUCUGAUGUAUCUCAUUGCAAUGCUGGGAAACUGCACUGUUCUGCUGGUGGUAAGAACAUACAGAGGGCUCCACGAGCCCAUGUGCUAUUUCCUUUCUAUGCUGGCCACCACAGACUUGGGUCUGACCCUGUCCACCCUGCCCACAGUGCCAUAUGUGUUCUGGUUUGGUGCUAUGGAGAUCAGCUUCCCAGUCUGCCUCACUCAGAUGUUCUGCAUCCAUGCCUUCUCCUUCAUGGAGUCCUCAGUGCUUCUGGCCAUGGCCUUUGAUCGCCAUAUGGCCAUCUACUACCCACUGAGGUAUUCCUCCAUCCUUACUCCUACAAAGAUUGCAAAGGUUGGACUGGGGAUUGUCUGCCGAUGCACUCUGACACUGUUCCCAUUAAUCUGCCUUCUUACACGGAUGUCGUUCUGCAGGUCCCAUGUGCUUUCUCACUCCUAUUGCCUGCAUCAGGAUAUGAUACGUCUGGCAUGCACAGACACCACACUGAAUAGCCUGUACGGCUUAAUUCUAGUGCUGCUGAUAGUCAUCCUAGACCCAGUGCUUAUCACUGUGUCCUACAUCAUGAUCUUCAAGACUCUGCUGGGCAUCACUUCCAGAGAGAAACAGGCCAAAGCCCUGAACACUUGCAUAUCCCACUUCUCUGCUGUCUUGAUUUUCUAUGUCCCCAUGGUUGGCCUAUCCAUUAUACACCGGUAUGGGAAGAAUGCUGCACCCAUUAGCCAUGUUCUCAUGGCCAACAUCUACCUUUUCAUCCCACCUGUAUUGAACCCCAUCAUCUACAGUAUGCAAACCAAGCAUAUUCGCAAAGGCAUCAUCAGACUCCUAAGUCAAAGGCUGGCCUGGCCUGGCCAUGGUAAGCAGGCCUGGAGUCGUUAA
This is a messenger RNA of Rhea pennata, 972 nucleotides long. Its product is annotated as olfactory receptor 51G2-like. Gene Ontology annotation, biological process: G protein-coupled receptor signaling pathway. Gene Ontology annotation, molecular function: olfactory receptor activity; G protein-coupled receptor activity. Lineage: Eukaryota; Metazoa; Chordata; Aves; Rheiformes; Rheidae. The record is from RefSeq and is a predicted model, not a curated record. Gene Ontology annotation, cellular component: plasma membrane. The transcript has a single exon. The coding region runs from base 1 to 972 and encodes 323 amino acids.